This is a messenger RNA of Spodoptera frugiperda (fall armyworm), 1865 nucleotides long. RefSeq lists its product as uncharacterized. Bases 187 to 1071 code for a protein of 294 amino acids. Lineage: Eukaryota; Metazoa; Arthropoda; Insecta; Lepidoptera; Noctuidae. The transcript is spliced from 4 exons. The record is from RefSeq and is a predicted model, not a curated record.
CUCGGUUCGGCGUUGGCAAGCAUCUGUGCCGUUCAGUACAGGCCAGAGCACUCGGAAAACAUAACGGUUCAUUAGUCAGACAUCGCCGUAGGCUCUGUGUAAACAUUCUAACAUUUUAUCUUAUACAGUAUUUACACUCCGUCGGCGCCGGUGCGCUCAGAAUCGACGUUAAAACGAAAUACUACGAUGUUGCUUGCUUUAAUUUUGUUCAAUUUGCUUUCCCUGUUUGGGGCGGACGCGGGAAGGCAGAGGCGGUACCUCGUGUACCCAGACGGUGGCCCAGCCAGAGCACAGUUCAUCAUCGGUCUCGGUGUGCCAGUUGACCUGAAGGAGCAGUCAGUCACCGUCGGUACAGUAAUAAAGUUCCAAUAUGAUUUGCCUACAAACAGUACUGAAUACACAAGUAGGAUCUACGGUUUCGCUGAAACAGUCUCGAGGGACAUGAACGGAGAAAAUCCAACAAAAGACGUUUCAAAUGAAAUAGAUUCAGACGAGUCAAGACAAAUAGAUGAGACAGAAGAUCUUGUAACAGAGGCACCCGAGGGAGACAACGAUACGUUAGUCGAUCUCACUUUUGAUGAUAGACGAAAGAGGUCCCUCGUUUAUUCUGAGAAUGCUGUCCUAAUUACUGACAGCAGUACUGCUAGUAAUGAUCUGUCUUUAGAUGAAGCUAUUAGAAAACAAGAAAUGAUUGAUCAGAACACUUUGGAAGAAGAAGAGGAGCCACAAAGAAUGAAUCGAUGGGACUUCUACAAAGUUAUCGAACGGAUGGUUGAAAGGUACGGGUAUUCAGGCCGGCCGUGCUUGCUUCGAACAAUCUGCGAGGCUGCAGAGGUACCAUUCACCCAUGAAAACGGUUUGCUCGGCGAAAUUGGACAUAUUCUAUUCACCCCAUCGACAACGAAGGACACACUCUCCCAUCACACAGACAAUGAGUAUCAUGCAGCGGAGAGACUAGGCAGAGAGGCAGGAGUAAAUUGUGAGGAUCUCUUCCCGGAAUGUGAGGGAUCCAUACUAGAAACCUUUACGCAAAUAGGAGAGGACACAUUGCAUAGAUUUGGGUUCUUGUAGUGAUAUAUGUAGAACUGUUUGGAAAUGUAGAAAGAUGGUGUAGGAUAUUUUUUUAGAUAGACUUGAAGGUUUUUGAUGCUGAUAUUUUUAUGGCCAACCAAUAUUUUAUUGCAACUGUUUUUAUAUUUUCUUAUAUUUUUUUGUGUAUACUUAGUAAGUGAAUACUUUAUAGCAAAUCAAAUUAUUUAGACAAGAAGCCAUUACUACUGAUUGACAUUAACAUCUUCCAUGUAUCUUUGACUUUUUUAUUUAUUGUUUGCUGAAGUUUAUUUUGUGUUCUUAACUUACUUUCGGCCUAUUGCAAAAUAGUAUCCCUAAAAUGUAGAUACAGAUGAGUUAUUUAAACCAGUCAUUAGUCAAAUCUAUGGCAAAGGCAACUUUCCAAAAAUAAAUGUAGAUUAUGAUAGCACUUAUAAAAUUAAUCAAAUAUAAUUGUGUAUUGUACGCGAUACUUCCAAAUGUCGACAAAUUAUAUUCUUGACAGUUGAAAUAUCGCUUUCAUAUAGUAUUAUAGAUAGUGUUUAAUUUAUUUUCAAAAUAAAAUUUAGAGAAAAUUGUGUUUUAUUUCGCUACAAUAAAGUUACUUCUUUGUUUAAAACAAACGUUUGUAUGAAUUGUAUCAUUAUUUUCAGUAAUAAUUAAGUAGUUCUUAUUGUUAUUAACUUUUAAUUUUUAAAUUUAGUAUUAAAAUCCAUAUUAUUUUCUGUACCAGUACUAAUGAAAAUUAAUUGACAAAAUAAAAUGUUCAUACGCGUCUUACUUGUGAACGACUGCGCCCAAUUUUUUUGUAUAUG